This is a messenger RNA of Ostertagia ostertagi, 324 nucleotides long. The record is from the annotation of a GenBank genome assembly. Lineage: Eukaryota; Metazoa; Nematoda; Chromadorea; Rhabditida; Trichostrongylidae.
AUGGAAGGUAUAAUGGGUACAUGCCUAGAGGGAACGCUGAUGAAUAUUAUGGUAAACCAAACUGAUCUACAGCCAUGUAGAGGACGGGUGCUUAACGCAAAAGUGAAAUUUGGAUGUGUUGUGUUGCUGUCCACCAGAAAAAGUAGUGAGCACCAUAUAACUGUCCAGUGCUUGUUCGACUCAAGCGUGUUUCCAACUACUGUUGCUAAGCCUUCCCGUCCUAGGCCUCCGGUCCUAGGCCUCCCCGUUAACUCAGUAUGCUGUGAAUUCAAGCCACCCGAUAAGGACGAUCAUUGUUUUCAUAGCGAGUCAAAUGUUUUAUAG